AUGGCCACGCGAAGCGCAGCACUCAAGGUCGACUGGGUCAAGGUGUCCAGCUCGCUGGGCCUCCGCGGCCAGACCGUUUCCUCCCUGCAGGCUUUCAAGAAGCGCAACGAAGAUGCGCGCCGGAAGAUCCAGCAGCUGCAGGAGCAGCCCACGACGAUCGACUUUGCCCACUACCGAUCGACGCUCAAGAACCAAGCCGUCGUCGACGAGAUCGAGAAGCGCUUCAAGGCCUUCACGCCCAUCACCUACGAUGUAUCCAGACAGCUGAAGGCCAUCGAUGCUUUCGAGAUCGAGGCCGUCAAGAACGCCGAGGCGACUAAGCAGGCAGUGGACCUCGAGCUCAAGGAUCUGGCUGCCACCCUGAAGAAUAUCGAGGAGGCCCGUCCGUUUGAGGAUCUCACCGUGGACGAGGUUGCCGCCGCCGAGAAAUCGAUCGACGAGAAGACCACCCAGCUUAUCUCCAAGGGCCGCUGGAUGGUGCCGGGAUACAAGGAGAAAUUUGGGGACCUGGCCAUUGUGUAA
Drechmeria coniospora is the source of this 522-nucleotide messenger RNA. RefSeq lists its product as uncharacterized. The transcript is spliced from 4 exons. Gene Ontology annotation, molecular function: proton transmembrane transporter activity. The record is from RefSeq and is a predicted model, not a curated record. Bases 1 to 522 code for a protein of 173 amino acids. NCBI's taxonomy places the organism in Eukaryota, Fungi, Ascomycota, Sordariomycetes, Hypocreales, Ophiocordycipitaceae. Gene Ontology annotation, biological process: proton motive force-driven ATP synthesis.